CAGGAAUUAAAAGACAAGAAAGCAAAAGCCUUAUGAGUUAUGAGCAGUUGUUUCAUUUCUAGGUAGCCGAAAAAUCCAAAAUUUUCAAUUGAAAGAGCGAGGAAGUGAGGGAAAAUCUUUUUCUUUUCUUUCGAAGUUGUGUUCUUUGAGCUGCAGUCGCAAAGACUCCUCCUUUUCCGCUGAUACAGUAAUGGUGGCUGGUUCACUCAAGCCCUCCCGAACCAAAGAUAUACUGUGAGAGCGUUUCAGCUACAAAAGCAUUGUUUUUUCAGUUUUCUCUUUUUGGAGAAAUCAGCAUUUCUGCAUGUCAUAGGAGUUGUCUGCAAGCAAUCGAUAUAUUGAAUGAGUUUUUGUUAGUAUUUUGGUGUUGAGGUUAAUCCCAAUUAAGGUGAGGAAGAAAUUCAAACAAUGGUAUGACAAUUAAUAACGCAUAGACAGUUCCAAUACAAUUCCAUGGAACCUGGAAAGGAUGAAUUCCAACCUGCAUCCCAGUCAUAUUUGCAGGACUCUCUGAGCAGCAGCAUGCAUACUGAUAUGAGAUCUAAUGACCUUAAUAUACCAGAAAUUAAACCUGUACAUAAUUACUCCAUACAGACUGGAGAGGAGUUUGCUCUUCAAUUUAUGCUUGAUCGAGUGAACCCCAGGAAGCCUUUGAAUCCGAAUGCUGUUGGUGAUCCAAGUUAUGCAACAGAUUAUAUUGAACUAAAAGGAAUUUUAGGAAUCAGUAAUCCAGGGUCUGAGAGUGGGUCAGAUACUUCAAUGCUCCCUUUAGCUGAAAAAGGGCCAAACCAGUUUGAAAGAAACAGGUCAUCUUUAAAUGAUGACAGGAAUAACUAUGCGUCAGUUCAAUCCGUACCAAGAGCUUCAUCAGGCUAUGAAAAUAGUCAUAUUCAUCGAUAUGCCUCUUCUGGAGCCUCUGAUAGUUCAUCAAUGAAAAUGAAAGUUCUCUGCAGCUUUGGAGGUAAAAUCUUACCCCGACCAAGUGACGGGAAGCUCAGGUAUGUUGGAGGUGAAACACGCAUUAUCCGUGUAAGAAAGGACAUUUCCUGGCAGGAGCUUAUACAUAAAGCUUUAUCAAUUUAUAAUCAAGUGCAUGUAAUUAAAUAUCAGCUUCCUGGAGAGGAUCUUGAUGCCUUAGUUUCUGUAUCUUGUGACGAGGAUCUGCAGAAUAUGAUGGAAGAAUGGAAUGAACUAGAAGAUAAAGAAGGACCACAAAAGCUUAGGAUGUUUUUGUUCUCCAUGAGUGAUCUGGAUGAUGCUCAGUUUGGUCUGCACAGUGUGGAUGGUGAUUCUGAGGUUCAGUAUGUAGUUGCUGUCAAUGGAAUGGACCUCGGGUCGAGAAAAAACUCGACUCUACUUGGUAUGACGAGCACUUUAACAAAUAAUUUGGAUGAGUUAAAUGGACAGAAUAUUGAGAAGGAGACAAGUAGGGUUGCAAAAGACUCAAUACAGGUAGGCACUUCAAGUUUAACUGGAAAUAUUGUUUCAUCAAGAACCGUUCAGUCUUCUGAACCAAUGCUACCUAACUUUUCAAAAGCCUAUGACAUGCAUCCUCAUUUUCAGCAUAGCCAGGUGAUGCAUUAUGGACAAAAUGUGCAGUACUCGCUGCACAAUGGACAUACCCUUCCAAGUCACUCCCCAUUUGGAGGAACUACUGUUUCAGUGCCUCAUCAUGGAAUUAUGAAUCAACAAGGAGGUUCAAUUGAAGAGCAGCCAUCUGGUCGCUCAAGAGAACAAAAUUUUGAGAUGCCAGUAAAGCAGGUGAAACGUGAUGGUUCACUGCAGCAAGAGAGUGAUCCUGAAAAACUUCGCCCCUCGGGGAAAGAGCACUCUGUCCCUUUACAGCUGUAUGAUGGUAAUUUGAUGAACCAUCUUCCUGUUGAAGAAGCAUCAAAAGAUGAAAGAAAGUACCAGGAACCUGAAAAGGUUGCUUCAUCAAUUGAUUCUGGGAACCCAGUGCUGGUUCAUAAAUCCAGUGAAAUUGAACAUAAUUCCACAUCUAGCAAUGCAUUUGCUCCUGCUUAUGCUGACCAUUUGUCUAAUGGAGUUGAUUUCAGUUACCAAGAGCCAGCUGUGCUUCCUAAAAGAGUCUACUACUCAGAAAGAAUUCCCAGGGAGCAGGCAGAGUUGCUGAAUCGUUCAUCAAAAUCUGAUGAUUCUCAUGGUUCUCCGUUUCUCAUAACUCAUUCUCGUUCUGAUGUCACCCAGAAGGAUCCAAUCAUGGAAGGAGUUAACAAAUUGCAUGAACAUGGAAACCUUGCUCCCCAGACUGAACUGUCUACCCCAACGGUAUAUGUGGAUGCUCAAACUGUUGAUGAUGGACUUGCCCAACUUCAGAAGUACAAAGAGUUUGCUGAUUCAAUUUCUCAGAUGAAUGCAAAGCUUUUGCAAGAUACAGAUGGCGAACUAAAGCGGGCAUUACCAACCCAUGUGGAUAAUAUAGAGACUGCAAAAAGGGAUAGGAUUCUUGAGUCUGACCAAGAAACAAACUUCCCUAAAGAUAGCCAUAAGAAUAACAUUGUAGAAGCUGGAUCACAUAUAAGUGGGAUACCUUCUGUAAAGCACCAGGAGCUUUCUGCAUCUAAUCAUUCUGAGCUUAAUCAGGAAGAGGCCACUGGCAAGGAUCCAAGUACUGUUGACACUAUGGGCCGUGCUCAGCCCAUUACUUUGACAGGGAAGUCGUCUAAAGAUGUUUCUCAAGAAACAGCUCCAGUUGGUGCUUCUACUCCAGUGGAGGGAGACAUCAUUAUUGAUAUUGAAGAACGAUUUCCUCGUGAUUUCCUGUCUGAUAUAUUCUCCAAGGCAGUACUCUCUGAAGACUCCCCUGAUUUUGGUUUGCUGCAAAAGGAUGGAGCUGGUUUGAGCUUAAAUAUGGAAAAUCAUGAACCUAGACGCUGGUCAUAUUUCCAGAAGUUGGCACAAGAAGGGUUUGAUAAAAAAGAUGUUUCUCUUAUUGACCAGGAUCUUGGUUUUCCGUCUGUGAUUGGAAAUGAUGUGGAAGGAGAUAGUAGAUCUUAUCAUCUCACACCAUUAAUAGCAGCUGGAGUUUCAAUGGUCCAUGUGGAUUCUCAGCCUAAAUUUGCGGAAGACAUUCAAAAAGACUUGCCUGGAAUGACUCAAGCUGAAACAACAGUUCUGCAUUCUAAUUAUGAUCAACUCCAAGUGAAGGACACCGAAAGUAUGCAGUUUGAGGGAAUGAUGGAAAACAUAAGAGCGCAAAAUUCGGAGUAUGAGGAGGGGAAUUUUGCAAGCAGAAAAGCUGGUUUGCCUCAUUUAGAUCCUUCUCUGGGAGAUUUUGAUAUCAGUACCUUGCAGUUGAUAAAGAACGAUGAUCUCGAACAGCUGAAGGAACUAGGUUCUGGUACAUUUGGGACUGUGUAUCAUGGAAAAUGGAGGGGCAGUGAUGUUGCCAUUAAGAGACUAAAUAAGAGCUGCUUCACUGGGAGAUCAUCAGAGCAAGAGAGAUUGAGUAUAGAGUUCUGGCGGGAAGCUGACAUUCUUUCAAAGCUUCACCAUCCAAAUGUUGUGGCGUUUUAUGGUGUAGUGCAAGAUGGACCAGGGGGAACACUUGCUACCGUAACUGAGUACAUGGUUGAUGGUUCUCUUAGGCAUGUCUUGCUUCGAAAAGAUAGGUAUCUUGAUCGUCGCAAGCGACUAAUAAUUGCUAUGGAUGCAGCAUUUGGAAUGGAAUAUUUGCACUCAAAGAAUAUUGUGCAUUUUGACUUGAAGUGUGACAACUUACUUGUGAACCUAAAAGAUCCUGUACGGCCAAUUUGCAAGGUCGGUGAUUUUGGGCUUUCAAAAAUCAAGCGAAAUACCCUGGUUUCUGGUGGUGUACGGGGAACGUUACCAUGGAUGGCACCAGAGUUGCUGAAUGGCAGCAGCACUAAGGUAUCUGAAAAGGUUGAUGUAUUCUCCUUUGGUAUUGUCUUGUGGGAGAUUCUUACUGGCGAGGAGCCAUAUGCCAACAUGCACUAUGGAGCAAUUAUAGGAGGUAUUGUAAAUAACACAUUGAGACCCACCAUUCCAAGUUAUUGUGAUCCUGAAUGGAGAGUGCUUAUGGAGCAGUGUUGGGCUCCUAAUCCUGCGGCCAGGCCAUCUUUCACAGAGAUUGCCAGUUGCUUACGAGUAAUGACUAAAGCUGCGAGCCAACCCAAAGCACAGGGUUAUAAAGCUUCUAAAUGAUCAUUUGAUCACAGUUGUGGCGUUUUUGCAUGCUUUAGACAUGGUACAUUUAUUCAUUCAAUUGGUACCUCAUAAGAUAGUGUGUAUGAUAUAUAUUUGGAGCGCAGAUCCAUGAUUUUCCACUUUUUUCCGGAAUGGAAUAGGCUCCUUUCAAGUAAUUUUCUUUUAUUUUGCUUUCUUCCCCUGAAACUCACAAAAUUGUAGUAGAAUGUUUUAGCUUCACAAAGAGAAUGCACGGUUGCGAGUUGGUUUCUACUAUUC
Molecule: messenger RNA, 4446 nt
Organism: Prunus mume (Japanese apricot)
Lineage: Eukaryota; Viridiplantae; Streptophyta; Magnoliopsida; Rosales; Rosaceae
Source: RefSeq, a predicted model, not a curated record